Messenger RNA from Sclerotinia borealis F-4128, 3855 nucleotides. The record is from the annotation of a GenBank genome assembly. Lineage: Eukaryota; Fungi; Ascomycota; Leotiomycetes; Helotiales; Sclerotiniaceae.
AUGGCAGACGGUCUGGUUUCAGCUCUGGAGAAUCUCCAUCUCAAAUCGCAGAGUUUAGAAAAACUCGACAACGACUGGAUUGAUAGCAUUCUUGAUGAGCAACGUCCACCCAAACGCAUCAAGCAAAACCACGAAGACCUCAAACGGGAGCUGGAACAGAAGUAUUUGACGCCAUCAACCACAUUUUCUACAGAAUGGCUCAAUAGGCUUCAACAGCGCUGGGACUCACCACCAAAUUAUACAGACCUUUUUCAGCUCGCCCCAACUCAAACACGCACAAUUACAAGAUUUACGCGAGAAGGCUUGGAAGGCCGAGUUACAGGUUAUAAGGAAGUUACGGUACCGGCGAACAGUGCAACGGCCAAAAACUCUACAUCUUUUCUGAGGAAACCGGCAAAUAGGGCUGAUUUUGUGAGAGGUGCAGCCGGGUUCUUUCCAUUCGCACCCGGUGGAUUGGAUGCUGUGGAGGCUGCGGCUGCUCUGGAGGCACAAGUUGGAAGAGUCGAUAGCAUAGUGCCGGCAAAUAAGGGCUUGGAAAGAAUCAUAAACUUCGGUGGAGAGGAUGGGCUGCUGAGCACACCACCAGGAUUUACCAGAGGUUUGAAAUUUGAGAAAAAGGGAGAAGGUGAGGAGAAAGAGGCAGAGGAUGUGAAGAACGUCUUAGAUGAAGAGCCAGCCGAGGAAUUGUCUGCAAAUGGAGCAGGCGAUGCCUUGAAGGAUGGAGCUGCUGCUGAAAGCUCCGAUGACGACGAAGAGGACGAUAUUGAUUCUAUGUUGCCGGUCGAAUUCCCAGCGCUGGAGCCUCAUGGUGCACUUGCAGCUUCUAGUACGAAAAGAGCAGGGAGAGAAUGGGCACAUAUGGUGGAUGUCAAGAGAGAUAUUCCAAAUUUCCGAGAAUUGGUUCCUGAUAUGGCGAGAGAUUGGCCAUUCGAGUUGGAUACGUUCCAAAAGGAAGCGGUCUACCAUCUAGAAAGUGGAGACUCGGUGUUUGUUGCUGCACAUACUUCGGCGGGAAAGACAGUGGUAGCAGAAUAUGCCAUUGCUCUUGCUGUCAAACAUAUGACAAAGGCAAUAUAUACGUCUCCAAUUAAGGCAUUGAGUAACCAGAAAUUCCGUGACUUUCGACAAAUUUUCGAUGAGGUUGGCAUUCUUACGGGAGAUGUACAGAUCAAUCCCGAGGCGAGCUGUCUUAUUAUGACCACCGAGAUCUUGAGGAGUAUGCUUUACAGGGGGGCUGAUCUAAUUCGAGACGUGGAGUUUGUUAUAUUUGAUGAAGUACAUUACGUCAAUGAUUUAGAGAGAGGAGUUGUCUGGGAAGAAGUCAUUAUUAUGUUACCAGAACAUGUGACAUUGAUUUUGUUAUCUGCAACCGUUCCUAAUACCUACGAAUUUGCGUCUUGGGUUGGAAGAACUAAAAAAAAGGAUAUCUAUGUUAUCUCGACUCCGAAGAGACCGGUGCCGCUGGAACAUUACCUUUGGGCCGAUAAAGGCAUUCACAAGAUCGUGGAUGCAGACAAAAAAUUCAUUGAAAAUGGUUGGAAGUCUGCAAAUGAUGUACUAUCUGGAAGAGAUAAGAUAAAGGCUCUCCCUGCACCGGAAACCUCCAAUACUCGUGGAGGAGGAAACCAAAGAGGCAGAAGCCAGAAUGGACGUGGUGGCACACAACGAGGCGGCGGUCAACAACGCGGAGGGGUACAACAGCGAGGUGGUCGCGGUGGUGGUGGACCUCCUCGUGCUAGCCAUAAUCCAGGACACAUGGGACGCGGCGGUAGACCUGGAGGCCGAACAACGGCUGCUCAAGACAAAACGUUAUGGGUACAUUUAGUUCAAUUUCUCAAGAAGGAAACUUUACUUCCAGCAUGCAUUUUCGUCUUUUCCAAGAAGAGGUGCGAGGAGAAUGCGGAUGCUUUGAGCAACCAAGACUUCUGUACGGCUACUGAAAAGAGUGCCAUACACAUGACUAUUGAGAAGUCUAUUGCUAGACUCAAACCAGAAGAUCGACUUUUACCACAGAUCGUUCGAUUGCGAGACUUACUUGGACGGGGCAUUGCUGUUCACCAUGGUGGUCUUCUGCCAAUUGUGAAGGAAGUCGUGGAGAUGCUAUUCGCACAAACCUUGGUGAAAGUGCUUUUCGCCACAGAAACAUUUGCUAUGGGAUUGAAUUUGCCGACUCGAACUGUCGUCUUUUCUGGAUACCGUAAGCACGAUGGACAAUCCUUUCGAAAUCUGUUACCUGGAGAGUAUACUCAGAUGGCUGGCAGAGCAGGUCGUCGUGGUUUAGAUCCUGUAGGUUCUGUCAUUAUUGUGGCUCCAGGAGGUGGUGAAGCUCCACCUGUCACUGAACUUCGUCAAAUGAUACUCGGUGAACCCUCAAAACUUCGCUCACAAUUUCGAUUGACGUAUAACAUGAUACUCAAUCUCUUGCGAGUUGAAGCUUUGAAGAUCGAAGAGAUGAUUAAGAGAAGUUUCAGUGAACAUGCUACCCAACAACUACUACCGGAGCACGAAAAAGCGGUCAAGGUAUCCGAGGCAGACCUGGCUAAAAUCAAGAGAGAGCCUUGUGAUAUGUGUGAACAAGAUCUAGACGCUUGCCAUGACGCGAUUCAAGCCCACAAGCAACUCACUCUCGAUCUUCAUCUGGGGUCACUGGCAACUCCUAUCGGUCGCAGGAUGUUCGCUCGAGGUCGCUUGGUAGUCUACCAUAAAGAUGGUGUUCGCACACCUGGUAUUCUGCUUCGUGAAGGAGCUACAGAUGUGAAUGGCCUAUCUAUUCAUGUUCUAGAAAUCAGAACACGACGAGAUCAAUGGGACACAACUGAUUUAUUACCGUUCAUACCGAAGUUCAGAGGGAUGUUCACCAAGCUUCCACAAUUCAAGAAACACAUUAGUACCAAGACUUGUUAUGUUUUGAUUAAUGAUUUGGAGUGUGUCACGAAUACCAUUGUGAAGGGAGUCAUUCCUGAUAUAUUUCAAAGCGGUGAAGUUUAUGAGAACGCUAAACAGACACUUUACGAUUUGUGUUCAUCAUCGUGGGAGAGCGAUGCGUGGAAUGAAUUAGACUGGUCUAAAAUUAAAGAACUCCAAUUGAGAGAGAAUCUUGUCAAGCGGAUACAAGAGGCUACAAUUGCCCAAAAAUCCAAUUGCUUGGAAUGUCCCUCAUUCUUGAAACAUUUCGCAAUGUGUCACGAUCAAUGGCUAAUUCAAACCAAUAUCAUUCAACUUCGUCAACUAAUGUCCGAUACCAACCUUCAGCUUUUGCCCGACUACGAACAACGAAUCCAAGUUCUCAAAGACCUAGACUUCAUCGACGACUAUUCCCGUGUCCAACUUAAGGGGAAAGUUGCCUGCGAAAUACACUCCGCAGAUGAAUUAAUUCUUACAGAACUCAUCCUCGAUAACGUCCUCUCAACGCACACCCCCGAAGAAAUUGUCGCUCUCCUCAGCGCCUUCGUUUUCCAAGAAAAAACUACUACCGUCCCAACUCUCCCUAGUUCAUUAGAAUCUGGCAAGAUCAAGAUUCUCGAACUUUCGAAGAAAAUCACGGAAAUGCAACUGCUGCACCAAGUCAUUCAACCGUCAUCCGAAUCCAAUGAUUUUGAAGCCCAUCCUUCGCGCUUUGGACUCAUGGAAGUCGUGUAUGAAUGGGCACGAGGAAUGAGUUUCAAAAAUAUUACGGAGUUGACAGAUGUACUCGAGGGGACUAUCGUGAGGGUCAUCACGAGAUUAGAUGAGACAUGUAGAGAGGUGAGGAAUGCAGCGAGAAUUAUUGGUGAUCCGGAGUUAUUUCAGAAAAUGCAAACUUGUCAGGAGAUUAUUAAGAGGGAUAUCACUGCCGUGGCAAGUUUGUACAUGUAG